This is a messenger RNA of Pocillopora meandrina, 6466 nucleotides long. The record is from the annotation of a GenBank genome assembly. Lineage: Eukaryota; Metazoa; Cnidaria; Anthozoa; Scleractinia; Pocilloporidae.
AUGUGCGGAAUGUUUCGAUCACGUAAAUGCACUAUUCUCCUUGUUUUUGUCCUAUUUUUCGCCCUGAUUGGAAUUGCCCUACGAUUUUAUGAGAGAAGAGUGUUUAAUGUGAUAUCACCGCCUCAAGACACGGCAAAAAGGUAAAGAACACUAGUUAGUUUGCGAAUAUUAACACAUACGGUUGUUGGUGACCAUUCGUCUGGUCUGUAGAGGCCUUGAGGACUUACUGAAUAGAUUAAGAAGUUGAAAUUUGCGAUAAAAUCAUUUCAAUCAAGUUCGCUUCUGAAUACAACUAUUCACUAAAUUUUGAAAUAUUGAGGAGGCAUGGUUGUACAUCGUCACACUUGAAGUGAAAUAUCCCAGAUGAGCACUGAUUGUUUUGGAAGAAAAAUUUGCAUUUUUUGCCUUUAAGGCUUUGAAAUUGUCGUCUCUCUGCCAAUUAGUCAUGUUUCUAUAAAUACGUUGGGUGUUAAGUUGUUUCUAUUUCGAAAACACCUCACAAAUUCGUCUUCACAGCCACAAAUAACCCGGACCGAGAUCUGUGAGUGCAUCAAUCUGAUUAUUUCUUUGAACUUAGUUGAUAUAUGUUUUGAUUUUUGACAUUGUCAGGCUUAACAAAUAUAAUUUGGCUGAUGCUUGAGGAUAUUGCAUAUGAUGAAAUUUAACAGAGAGAGUUGUUAGAAAUACUGUCAAAAUUAGACAAGAAAUUGAUUUUUUAGCACUCAACAACACGGAUUAUUUUACUUGAGAGUUUUAAUAAUUUUCAGAAGUGUUCGUUUUCUUUUAAUUUGCCGCUUGUUUGUAGGAGGGCUUUCUUAUUCAUUCAGAGCCGAUCUAUUUAUAUCAACCGAAUAUACCGCAAAACAAGUAGAUUUUCAUCAGAUAUUCUACGGAUUUCUACUGACUCACUGUCAAUAAUACGUCUGUGUCAGGGAUUCCACGCUUAUAUUCACAUAUUUAGAACUAGGAUUGCGAUUCUGGUUGUUUUUUUUUUUUUUCACAAUUGUACAUGAACGUUUUCAUUUAACAACAUUGGUUUGGUAUAGCAGCUGUCUCUGUCACGCUAUAUAUUGUGACAAUCUGGCGUGACAUACAAAAUUCACCUCGGCUUCUCACAAGGGUGACAUUUCGAAAAAAUUUAACAAGCGACUGAUAUUCAGCAAUUAAUCUUGCCUGACGGAAGGUUAAGUUACUAAGGGAUGGUUAUGACAACAACUAGAAAGCUGUUACAUUUGCUUUGCCCCAUUGGUAAAUUGCUGAUAAUAAUGCACUGUCUUUACUCUUUCUAUUGGUUCAAAUUAGAGGCUCUCACAGAAAUAAGUUAACGCAAAAAAAAGGAUUUGAUACUUCCUGUUUAAAUUCCCCACCCCAGCUAGGUAAGGUUCAAAUUCCCAAACCCCGGGCACGGACGACGAUCAAAUUGAUCCAAUACCUGUAAAAGGGAAAGGGGAAUUUGAAAGCUUCGAAUUGAUAAAGAGAAUAAAUCCACCAUAAAAAUGGAGCUUUUAAUGUGGGGGGGAACUUUAUCUCAAGUCAUUUGUAGACUCUACAGAUCUGUUUUCUCGAAAGUAGUGACACAAAACCCUCGUGUGUAGCUUGGAUGUCUGUGAAGAAUAAAAGGAGCUGCCUGAGCUAAUUUCUCAAGAGAAAAUUUGGCUAUUUUCCAAUACUCCGAUGUGCUGCGCAAUAAAUCAAAAUAGAAAGAAUUAUCUUAGGUGGAGGGCCCAUGAAGGGGAUUCAGUCGUUGCAAUUAGUAUUUGGAAGAGGUUACUAUAGAGAUAAUGUCGACACAUGAACUUGUAAAAGAUUAUGCGUCGAUCACUUCGAAGCUUCUACAUCCCACCCCCGGGUAUUUGAACUUUUAAUGGUUGGUUCGUUCAAAUUCACGCUCCCUCAGACAAAAAUUGCGUUCAAAUGCACCGCCCAAGCACAAUUUUGUAAUAAACGAUUCUUUGAGUGAUAAACGAAUUUUGUAGAAUUUAGCAAAGUCACUUUAUAGUUUUCGGUGCCGCUGUUUGGUUUUUCACUUGUAAGCAUCAUUCUACCAUAUGAAAAUUUCUUCUAAGCCAUUUGCUAACGGAAGCGGACUUUAAACUCCUCUAAAUUUAAAAUUAAAACUUACGUCUUCCUCUGUCUCAAAUUCCCCACCCCACCGAGGCAAGGUUCAAAUUUCCCACCUCUGGGGCACCGACGACAGUCAAAUGCCCGUGGGUUACCUUGGGUGGAUGUUGAAGCUUCCAAUUGUUCGGCAUAUGGGGAUUUAAAAGCCUCAUGUAUACGGAAAGAAAAGUCUCUUAAUUAGAUUUUUUUUCUCUGUAUUAUAGGACUGGGCUAUGGCAACGAGUGCGGAUUGUUAGGUAAAAAAAUAGAAAUGUGCUGUUUGUGGUAAAAGUUUGAACUAAAAAGUCAAUAUUGCAAACUUUAAAUGACAACUCUGGGAGCCAGUUAGAGCAGACCACCUGAGAUCUAUACAUAGACAUUUUCCAAAAUGACAAGCAUUGUUGGGAAUAUUGUUGUGUCUAAAUUCUUUAGUUCUGCCCGUCGAUUAGAAGGUUUUUCUUUCUUUCAAUUCUUUCGUCAUGGUCUUUGGUAUUCCAGAUUACUCUUGCGCGAUUGAUUCGUCAUUCCGAGGCGAAAAAGACUAAGAUACUCUUUUGACCUAGUGAUGUUAAAUGAAAACACUUAGCAACACUCUAUCAAAUAUAAUAAAAGCGUUGUCAUGUUGACCUAAAAACGCUUCCGUUAAAAAGCAUAGUGCGUCAUUUUUACGGCACAUAUGAUCUGAUUACUGACAAAUUAAUAUGCUAAUUGCUAAUUUGUCUUUCCUCUACUUUCUUCAGUGUGCGAUGGCGUCUAGAGUUUUAGUUCCGAUUCGUCGGAGACCGUUUGCGUGCUUUCUUUAUAUAUCCCUGGUUCUUGGUUGGGCUUUGUAUUUUAGCGGAUGUGAAAGAGUACUUUCUUACGGAUUUGAGUAAGUGAACGUUAUAUUUUGUUUUUUGGACAAUAGACUAAGUGCGAAAUAUAUUUUAGACAAGUAUUACCGACACCGAUGGUUGUUGUGGUUGAGUUCUCGCAUUUUUGAACACAGAUUUUGUGUCACAAAUAAAGCCCGCAAGUUUUGAUCGAGACUGAGAAAGUCUUGAAAAUGACGCAGGCAACUCUGACCUACUCGUAAUGAAAUUGAUUUUACCAAACUUGCAUGAUUGACAUUCGUUGAUUCGCAGAAUAAAUGUAUUCACAAGGUAAGCGGAAACCAAUAUAUAUGUCCUGCGGAAAUAUUGAUCGGAAACGUGAUAUUUGCCUUCUCGUGUACAACGGUAUUUUGAUAUUUAACCGGCCACCUUGCUCAGUUCUCGGUGUAUUUAAUAAAAAAAUUAUAGCUCUUCUUACUGAUUAUAUUUUAAACAGUUCAUUUGAUCGCUAUUAUCACAACAGAAGUCAAUACUUUUUUGAGUUUUAUGAAAGGAUUGAUAUAAAAUCCCGUCAAAUGUGUGGUAAGGAAUUCAAGAUACUUGGAUGCAAGUUUAACUCAACAACGAUAUGGUUGCAAAAAUUAUCUUGACUAUCAAACCCAAACCAGGUUUAUUUUAGAAGUUCUUUGGAUAAAUGGAUGAGACAGCCGCUCAAAUCUGCUGAGAAAAACUUGAGCUAUGUGAUAUAAAACACAAUUGCUUAUUCACGACAUAUCGACCAACGGACGUGGUUCUCAUUUAAAUAUAAACGCAAAACAAUGUAGCAACUCAAGUUUUAGUGGUAUUGGAGUUUAAAUAUUAAUCUUCCAAUGCUGACAUUUAUUUAUCGUUUCAUCGAAGGUUACUUGAAAAAUAUAUGUGAACAGAAAAAUAAUAUAUUUUUCUAUUGCAAAUACAAAGAAUCACCUUUGUUUGAAUUUCUUAAUGUUACUAGUACUUGCUGUGAUAUUUGUGGUAAGUUGAUAUUAUGUUUGAAAGUCGCAGCAAGAAGAUCUGAAUAGACUGGCAAUUUUCUUUCAAACACAGACAUGACUUUUGUCACAAAAAGCAAUAUUCUUAACCCAGAAAAACAAAAAAAACCAAAAAAUUUAACUACAGAUGUUUCAAAGCGCUGCAGGGCGAAUACUAGAGUCAGAUUGGUUUUUGUUCAAUUAUGAAUUUAAAUUCACGAUUUUUUUCUUUGUCCUUUUAAAUACAGUUUUCUUAAUGUUAAUUUCCUUGUCGCAAGAGCCUUCGUUAUCUUUGUCCAGUGGAACGGACAUCGACACCUUGAAAUCUAAAUCGGAACCAGUCUUUUUAGGGUCCACUUUGACGGUGCGCAUCCCAAAAGAGUUUGUAAAGAUUGUCGCCUGAGCUUACGCACAAAGAGCAUAGAAGCCAUUUCCCUAAGAUCACGAACCUUUGGGUGGAAGUGUUAACUAACCAUAAACAUAAAAAGAGCCUGGAGUGAAAGUUUGGUAAGGAAAAGAGAUGCAAGAGUAAUCUUUUCCUUGCUGUCGUCGUUUUCGGUCUCUCUCAACGGAGCGCUAAGAAAACUAGGUGGUGUAGAAAAUUGGAAACGUGGUCAGUUAUUGUGCGUGCACUCGUGCUACCAUCUAUUAAGAGCCGAAGGGUCUCAGUGUUUAGAUAAGUGUGAAAGAGGCCUAAGAGCAAAGAGAUGUCAGCCAUACGUGUUAAACGCGCCCUUGGCUGUUUUUGUCGAGAUUUGCUGAAUAUCGUUAACUACAUGUACAGGAGCGCGAACACCUUGAAAUACCCGACGACUGAAAAGAGCUUAGGUUGAGAGCGCGCUGUUCAAGGCACAAAACUCAUUACUGUAGACUCCAUAUGCAUUGGAGAGACGGUGGCCUGACAAUUAGCACACUGGGUUCCGAGUGGAGUGGUUCGGGGUCAGGAUCAGGUUGGGUCAUUGUGUUGUGUGGAUAGUCAGGACGCUUUAUUUCCAUAUCGUUUCUCUCUUCCCACGGGUAAACGGUUACCGGCGAACCGUCAUGGUACCUUCGCGAAAUGCUAGGUAGUGGCCUAGCAAUAGUCGGGGUGUCGUCUGGAUUUUUUUUUAAGAGAAGGGGGGGGAGGUUCUCACACUGAGCCAAACAGAGGGUACUCACCAGAUUGUUGUGUCGACCUCCACGCUUUGCUUUUAUUAAUGUGAAGAAAAAGAUUUACAAAGGGGAGUUCACGGGCACCCCAGGACCUCCAUUAACUACGCUUUUGAUCUGUACUAUGAGCGAAUAAUAUGGUAGACAUCUUGAAUGUUGCAUUUGAAUAGUAACAUAUAUGAUUUUUUACUUUGAUAGGAAAACAAGAACUGAAAGCUUAAAGCCAGUGAGUGUUUGUGACUGUGACAAUGACUGCAAAGUUGACGAUUUUGUAAAUGAUUUGCUAUCUGAUGACACGCCGCCUCCACCGUGCAAGCCUGUGAAUAAUAUUUUAUUCCUGAAGACGCACAAAACUGGGUCCAGUACUGUGACCAACAUUUUAAAUCGCUAUGGCGACACGAGAGACUUAAUGUUUGCAUUGCCAAUUUCACGAUCACUUUAUAGUUUUUUCUGGCCUCGACCAUUUCAACUUAGGUUCACACAAGCAUUUGGUAGAGCACCAAACAUCCUCUGCAAUCAUGCAAGGUACAACAAAGUUCCCAUGAACUGGCUCUUCCCAAAGACAACAACACGCUACAUUACGCUUUUGAGGGAACCAACAGACCAUUUUGAGUCUGUCUUCAACUUUUUUCAUCUUGAUAAACGUCUCUUUAGAUCGAAAAACAAGGUCCUCCCAUUGCAAGCAUUUCUUCAAAAUGCCUCGUUUUAUCUUAAACAAGUGAAAAACAUUACAGGAUUGCUAACACUGACGAAGAAUCCGACUUUAUUUGAGCUGGGUCUCGAUACAAAAUAUCACGAAGAUUUGGACAUAGUGCGUAACUACAUUCGCUAUCUCCAACAUGAGUUCGACAUAGUAAUGCUGAUGGAACAUUUCGACGAGUCACUAAUACUUCUAAAACGACGUUUUUGUUGGAAAAUUGAGGACAUUCUCUAUUUUAAACUCAAUGAAAGAUUGCAAAAACACAAACAAGAAAUACCAAGUCUAGUAAAGGACCAAAUUAGACAUUGGAAUUCAGGCGAUGUGCUCUUGUACGAUGCUUUUAAUACAACACUCUGGGAGAUGAUCAAGGAAGAAGGUCCGGCCUUCUUUGAAGAUCUUUCACUAUUUCGAAGGGAGUUGAAAAAUAUUAAAACAAAAUGCCUGCGAGAGGGAAAUUUUCUAACCAAGCCGUAUUCUGGGAGAUUUGUACAGGGUUAUGCGGUACGACCAGAUGUCUCUGAAGAACUAAAUGAUACAUGCCACAAAAUGAUUACGAAUGAAAUUCCAUACCUAGACUAUCAUCGUGAUAAACUUGUAAAACUGUAUCAAACCAUUGAUAGAUCGGUUUACAGGCCUUUCAGUAUGUGAUAACAUCUUUAUUCGUGUUAUUCCAGUUAAUAAAGAAGUACGCCUCC